AAUAUGAAGUGUGUCCUCGAAGGAAAUGGUGUAAAAGUAUUUGGAAAGGCGAUUCAGGCGCUGUCCCGGGUUGGAGAGGAGCUUUGGUUGGAUCCCACUGUGAAAGGGCUGGCUCUGAGAUCUGUGAACUCUGCUCAUUCUGCAUAUACCUGCUUCCUUUUCUCGCCACUGUUCUUCGACCACUACAGCCUGGGAUCAGGAUCAGAGCAAGGCAGUGAAACCAUCAAAUGCAAACUGAUCAUGAGGUAUGUGCUACCACUUUUCCGGUGUUUGACUUCCAUUGAGCGUAAUGUGGAACGAUGUCAGAUAUCAAUCAGCACACCCAGUGACCGGGUCAUAAUCCAGUUUUUCUGCAGACAUGGCAUCACCAAGACCCACAACCUUCAUUUCCAUGAAAGUGAGCCUCUGCAGGCAGUGUUUGCCUCACACCUUUGUCCCAAUGUACUGAAGGCACCUGCCAGGCUCCUUAGUGAUAUGGUGAUGCAUUUCCCAGUGUCCCAGGAGGAAAUCACUCUGUCCGUGACUCCUCUGAGAGUCAGUCUGAGAAAUUACUAUGAGGGGGGAAAUGAUCACAUGAAGAUGAACACCGAGAUGUCCUUACACCCAGACGAGUUUGACUACUUUCAGGUCGGAGUGGACUCGGACAUAACCUUCUGUCUGAAGGAACUGAGGGGUUUUCUGUCCUUUGCAGAGUCACAUUGUCUCUCAGUGUCGGUCCACUUUGGUGCUGCGGGAAAGCCUGUGUGUUUCCUCAUGGAGGACAUGGUCCUGGAGGCCACCGUGGUGCUGGCUACUCUGAUGGACUCUGAAAACAGGGACCCCACUCUGCAAUCAUGAACACCUCGCUGCAGAGAGAUGAGUGCAGACAGUGAUAAGCCACAGGAUGUUCCUGAUGUGAUGGAGCUGAUCGCAUCCAGCCAGGGCAGCCCUAUAAUCCACCCACCUGCGCUGAUGCAGCUCCUGUCUCAGGCUGACCACUCUGGCGGACUCGGUGUACCUGAAGAGGCCUGUGCCAGUACCACCUCAACUCCUGCCUCCACCACGAUCUGCUCCCUCCUGUUCAGGGCCUUGUCCUCAGAGCAGGACGUUGAUGGCUGUGACGCCAUGUUGCCUGUUCUGGCAUGUUUCAGUGACACAGAGGAGGAUAUGGAAGUCGAAUACCCAAGAAGCCCUUCACUCUGA
Molecule: messenger RNA, 1182 nt
Organism: Seriola dumerili (greater amberjack)
Lineage: Eukaryota; Metazoa; Chordata; Actinopteri; Carangiformes; Carangidae
Gene: rad9b
Product: RAD9 checkpoint clamp component B
Exons: 12
Biological process (GO): DNA replication checkpoint signaling; cellular response to ionizing radiation; DNA repair
Cellular component (GO): checkpoint clamp complex
Source: RefSeq, a predicted model, not a curated record